GCGCGGCCGGGGCGCGUGUCUGUCAGGAAAAGGGCUCUUUUAUUUUUAAAGGCCAACCGGUUCGGGUCGGUUUGUUCUGGGGAAGUAUCACGCAUACAUGCGUUCUUUCACUGAAUGUGGUUCUUGUUUGGCCAACAAAUGUGUUCUUCCCGGGUGCCACUUUUCAGACAUUGAUAUGUGGCAGGGAGGUAUUUUAUAUCCCUUUCAAGCGAUUAACACUAGUGUGUACUUUACGGGCCUCUACUCUCCUCCAUGAUUAGCAUCCAUUCUGCCUACCUACACCUUCUUGUGAAUGAGGAAGAAAAAAAUGUCUCAAAAGGAGAUGAAGGAAGCUUUUGUCAGUAACCACAAUGGAACAAGCGUGCUGGAAAUCACCGAGGGCUUGUGCUUGCCUGCACUCUGUAUCCUGUGUAGAGGGCUCCUGAUCAUUCUCUCACAGCACUUCCGUUCUUCACAAACCCGGGGAACUCGAUUCUUCAUUGACUUUGCUUUCCUAAUAGUUCCCCUGGUGACCACUUUGACCAUUUUCGCUUCAUUUGUCCUCCUUGAGUAUCUUGUUAUAAUUAUCUUCGGGGCAGGGCUGCUCUAUGAAAUAUACUACAGGAGAACUUGCUAUGCCAGAAUGCCUGUCCAGAAAAUCCUUGAAAAAUUCUUGAAAGUCAGUCUAGAAUCAGAAUACAUUCCAGCCAUCUCCUGUUUCCGUGUAAUUAACAGUGCAUUUACUGCUGUUGCCAUUUUGGCUGUGGACUUCCCACUUUUUCCCAGGAGAUUUGCCAAAACCGAGCUCUAUGGGACAGGAGCAAUGGAUUUUGGAGUAGGAGGCUUUAUUUUUGGGACUGCAAUGGUUUGUUCAGAGGUCAGGAGAAAAUAUACAAAAGGGUCUAGACUUAGUUAUCUUACAAAGUCAUUGUAUUCUGUUUGGCCAUUAGUCUUCCUAGGAAUGGGACGAUUAGUCAUUAUAAAGUCUAUAGGUUAUCAGGAACAUUUAACUGAGUAUGGAGUUCACUGGAACUUUUUCUUUACCUUAAUAGUUGUGAAAUUGGUAACAUCACUGCUUUUGAUUGUUUUUGCCCUAAAUAAAUCCUGGAUUGUGGCUGUCAGUAUUACCAUAGCAUACCAGCUAGCUCUUGAUUUUACCCCACUGAAAAGGUUAAUUUUGUAUGGCAGUGAUGGCAGUGGCACAAGGGUUGGUUUAUUAAAUGCCAACCGAGAAGGAAUAAUCUCUACCUUGGGGUACGUGGCAAUAUACAUGGCUGGUGUUCAAACAGGGUCAUAUGUACUUAAACAAAGAUCACAUAUCAAAGACUGGAUAAAAGUAUCAUGUUGUAUUCUGUUGACAGCUACUGGCCUCUUCAUAUCUCUUUACAUAGUUCAGGUAAAUGUAGAAGCAGCAUCUCGAAGAAUGGCCAACUUAGCCUUUUGUAUUUGGAUAGUCGCUUCUUGCCUGAUCCUUCUUAGUAGUUUAUUACUGGGUGAUGUAAUUUUGAGUUUUGCCAAAUUUCUAAUUAAAGGGGCAGCAGUACCAUGUUCUUGGAAACUUACCCAGUCACCUGCUGCCAAUAAAAAGCAUUCAGAAUCUCUAGUCUCUGAAGCCGGAAGAAAGGAACCUACUCUUUGUUUAAUCACAGCUAUGAACAGAAACCAGUUAAUUUUUUUCUUGCUGUCAAAUGUAACAACUGGCCUAAUCAACCUGUUGGUAGAUACAUUACACAGCAGCACCCUGUGGGCCUUAUUUGUGCUCAAUCUCUACAUGUUUACCAACUGCUUAAUUAUAUAUGUGCUACACUUGCGAGAUAAGAGGGUAAAAUUUUGGUGAUCAAUAUGGUAUUAUAUGUUUUGAGCAAUAUUUUAAUGAGGAAGAAUAAAUGUAAAAUGUGCUUUUGGCAACCCAGUGUUAACUGCACUUUAUUAUAAGAUUGUUUCAUUCCUACUCUAUUAAUAGUGAUGUUUAAUAUUUUAAAUGUACCUCAGCACUGUGUGUUGAUAAAACAAACCAAUACAGAAGAAACAAAGCCUGUGACUUGUUAGACUAUUUAUACAUUUCAGUAUUUUAAAGAAACUGUUGUGUUUACAGUUGUGACACUGGAAGAUUGGAGGGUGGGGAGGAAGAUGUUUACUUUCCAUCUUAUAUCACCUAUUAUUUUGUAUUUUUUGUUGUAUGUAUUUUGUAAUAAUUACAUAAAAAUACCUCAGUUGUGGAAAUGUCAACACUACUGCUCAAUUUUAAUCUUUUUAAAAGCCUCAGCAUAAGAAAGCAAAUGUUGGGGCUUCCUAGGUGGCGCAGUGGUUAAGAAUCUGCCUGCCAACGCAGCAGACACAGAUUCAAGCCCUGCUCCAGGAACAUCCCACAUGCCGUGGAGCAACUAAGCCCAUGUGCCACAACUACUGAACCUGUGCUCUAGAGCCCAUGAGCCACAGCUACUGAAGCCCACAUACCUAGAGCCUGUGCUCCACAACGAGAAGCCACCCCAAUGAGGAGCCUGUGCUCUCAGCAACUAGAGAAAGCCCGUGUGCAGCAAUGAAGACCCAACACAGCCAAAAAAAAUAAUUAAUUGAAAAAAAAAAGAAAGCAAAUGUUUAAAAUCAAAUACUUGUAAACUCAGAAAACAGUUAAAUGCUCCAAAGAAUAGACUGAAUUAUCUGUUGUGGUUUAUACACUUAUGAGACAGUAGUUUUGCCUUCAGACAUUCAUUUUUUUAGCCUACUCUCUCUCUGCUAGGGAUGAUAAGUAAAAGUUUCCUGAUAUCUUGGAGCUAGCAAUCUAACGGGGGAAACAUAUUAAACAACUGUUACAAACUGUGUUAAGUCAUGAAGUAUAGGUUGCCAAGAGUGUCAAAUCAAGAAUUGACUUUAAAGUAGUCAAGAAAGUUUUCCCCACAGAUGGUAUUUUUUUGAGCUGGAGCUGAUGGAUGGGAUGAGGAGUUAGUGUUUGUAUGUCUGGGGAGUAGAGGGGCAGAUGCUGGUAAGGGAGGGGCUAAACAGCAAAUAUGACUAUUGUACUAAUUAGUUUACUUCCAUUUGUUACAUUGAUGAUGGCUAAUUUAGUCUAUGUGGCAUUUUAUCCUUGCUAACUACAAUCAGUUAUAUUUGGAGGUAAUCUAUUAUUGAAAGAAAUUUCCUCCUAAAAAAAUGUCUAUUGAAUAGUUAUAUAGCUAUAAAAACAAAAGUCAGAUUAGAUUUUAUUUUCAAUUAAAAAGACUUAGAAAUUUAACCAAUGAGAUUAUAGUACGUAAAUGAAGCAUGACUAGGAAAGGUGAUUGGUUUUCCUGCUAUGGCAUGGUGCUCAUAUCCUACAACUUACCUGUUCAGAGCAAUCAGAGGAGGCUGAGGCUCUAACCAUACUGUCCUCUCAUUGAAAAAACUGUAAAGUAUUUGAUGACUUAAUGAGCAUGUCUAAUUGGUCUUCUGCUUCUUGUCCUAGGUAUUAAAUCUCAGUAAGUUUAUGUCUCCCAAUUAUAGAUAUUGAAUCAUAACUAAGAACAAAAUGUACUGUGUGUUUUUUCCACCUCCAAUUAGGAAAGUCAUGUAAGAGAAAGCUAAUGAAAUUGCAUUCAUAAAAACAAAUUAAUAAGAAAAAAAAGACCACUCUGACUUGACUUUAGUUUAUAGAAGAGAAGGAUGUUGUUCAAUAAAGAUUUAUUGAGUUCCAGUGUGCCAGAUAGAGGUGCCAGGGAAACAACAGAAAAUAAAACCCAGCCCUCAAAGGGCUUACAUUUUAAUUUGUGGAUGUUAUUUUUCCUUUAAAAUUUUUUUUUAGUGGGGAAAAUGUGUCUCUAUUUUUGACAGAUAGAACUUCCCACUGUCAGGUCAUGAAAAAGAAAACCCAAUUCACAGAUACUCAGAUCUGGACAACUGUGGUAAUUUAAAUAACAUUCUGCUGUUGAUUUUACUACCACAUAAAACAAUGUGGUUACUAUAGCAAAAACAACAGUAGGUAUUCUAAUGAGUUUUCAACUAUCAAUUUUUGAGGACAGAGAAGGGAGGGGGGAAGAGAAGAAUGUAAUCUAGUCUAGGACCUUAUCCUAUCUAUGACUCAUUCCCAUGACUUUAAUUUUACACAGUUAUAAACUGGGGGUGUCUACCACUUGUGUAUUAAUAGCUUUGUGUUCAGGAGAUGAUAAUUUUAUUUUCAUUGAGCACUUUGUCCAAUAUGUUGUGUAAAUUAUACAAAAACAUACUUUGCUCCCUAGGAAUUUGUAUAUAGUCUAUGAAGACAGGAAUAUAAGGAACAAAUCACUAUUUUUCAUUUCUUUUAA
Molecule: messenger RNA, 4256 nt
Organism: Hippopotamus amphibius kiboko
Lineage: Eukaryota; Metazoa; Chordata; Mammalia; Artiodactyla; Hippopotamidae
Gene: PIGW
Product: phosphatidylinositol glycan anchor biosynthesis class W
Exons: 2
Coding region: 293-1816 (507 amino acids)
Biological process (GO): GPI anchor biosynthetic process; protein localization to plasma membrane
Cellular component (GO): membrane; endoplasmic reticulum
Molecular function (GO): glucosaminyl-phosphatidylinositol O-acyltransferase activity
Source: RefSeq, a predicted model, not a curated record